UCUGCAGAGACAUGGAACAUAGGACAUAGUUAUGGCACAUGAAGACAAAAACACAUGAACAGGAUAGUAGCAUGGGCUAGACAGAUACAGACAACUAAAACAACAUUACAGACAGUGCUAACAAGACUUGGACAAUACAUGAACAAUCACUGAGUACAAGUGUAACUGUUGAGAAGGUACAGUUAGUAUGCCUUUUUGAAAUAUGUGAUGGAUGGUAGUGUUCUGAUGUGAUGGGGAAUGUUAUUCCAAAUGGUGUAUGUGUGAAUAAAGGAUACUGUAGCCCAUCGGCUCCUCUGCUGAGGGCAUGGAAGUUUCUGUUCACAUAACAGAUGGCCCGAGAGAACACUGAUAAGUAUUCAGUGUUUGUUCACACUGGUGGGUGUGUUUUACACCAAAAUAUGUAGGCAUGGUCGUUUCACUUGGCACACCGAGAAGACACUUAAACAAAGACAUGGGCAACACUCAGGUUCAGCCUUCUGAGGAAGCCUUCUGCGACCUGGACACACAUCGAGGUUUACCGGUGGUCCUGCUCUACGUGAUGCCGUCCUUCUUCCUGACGGUGCUGAUCCUCGGGCUUCCCCUCAACCUGCUCUCCCUCUGGGUUUUCCUCCACCGCCUACGGCGCUGGACCCGCAGCACGGUGUUCCUCUUCAACCUGACCCUGGCUGACACCUCGUGGCUGCUGGCCUUGCCUUACCUCAUCUACUACCACCUGGACCAGCUGUACUGGAAGCUGGGGCUGCCACUCUGCAUGGGUGUGAGGAUGUUCUACCACAACUACUUCUACCUCAGCAUCUUCUUCGUCACCUGCAUCAGUGUGGACCGAUACCUGGCCAUUGUGCACCCGCUGCGCUCACUGGUGCUGCUGGGCCGGAGGCAGACCUGCCUGCUGUGUGUGGCGGUAUGGGUGGCCACUCUGAUGCUCAGCAUACCUGUUGCCAAUAUGACUCUGAUCCAGACUUGCCCUGGGAGCAACCGCACCGUCUGUACCCUGUACAUACUGCUGAGUGAGACCGGGGAGAGCCUCCCCUUUUCCAUGUGUUGUUCCAUCAUCGGAUUCCUUUUCCCGCUGCUCUGCGUCUGCUACUGUGGCCUGCGCAGUGUCAGAGAGCUGCGCCACCGGCCCUGCCGCCCCGACCCGCACAACAAGCAACGGCGGCUCCGGCGGGCGCUGAGCGCAGCACUGGUUUUCUUUGCUUUGUUCUACCUGCCCUACCACCUGAGCCGCAACGCGGCCAUCGUGGUGCGGGCAGUCUACCCUGACAGCCCCGCCUCCUGGCAGCAUGCAGACCUGGCCUUCGCCUUGGAGAUGUGCUUCUGUAGCCUCUUCACCUGCGUGAACCCUCUGUUCAGCUGCUUCAUGGGCCGCCAGUUCAGAAAGGAGUUUUACGGCAUUUUUACUGUCAUGUUUUCCCAGUGUCCAGGCAUCCAGGUGGCGUCAAUGAUAUCUAAGCGGACCAGGAUGACGGUGAGGAAAAGACAGGGGAUGUCUACUGUCACACCUGUGUGCGCACUGCCUGCACCUGGAUCUUAAUGAGCUGAAUAAAUUUAGGCUAAAUCAACAAUGUUCUUUGUGCACAAUUAAACUGUAUAUAAAACUGUUUGUAUGCCCUUUGUUUUCUUUGAUUACUG
Perca fluviatilis (European perch) is the source of this 1632-nucleotide messenger RNA. RefSeq names its product P2Y purinoceptor 3-like. The record is from RefSeq and is a predicted model, not a curated record. Lineage: Eukaryota; Metazoa; Chordata; Actinopteri; Perciformes; Percidae. Gene Ontology annotation, biological process: G protein-coupled receptor signaling pathway. Gene Ontology annotation, molecular function: G protein-coupled receptor activity. Bases 407 to 1534 code for a protein of 375 amino acids. The transcript is spliced from 2 exons. Gene Ontology annotation, cellular component: plasma membrane.